AUGGUGACUAUUGCUGAGUCGCCAUGUUCAUUGCAAACAGUCACAACAACAAAUAUUACAUGUGAGACUGGUAGUUAUCAAUAUAAAAGUGUACGAGCCCAAGUCAAGGUAUUCGUCAAUGGUAGUGGCUAUGCAAUCAGUUCAGUUGAUUUUCAAUACAUUGAUCUUUGGUCGAGUCCAUGGACAUGGGGUGGUAAUGAGCCACCAGAAGCUGGCACACUUGUGGUAAUUGAAAACUAUGUGACUAUCUAUUUGGAUAUCAAGACACCUAUUCUGAAAGUACUUGUUAUUGACAAUUCCACAUUAAUUUUCGACGAUUCACAAGAUGUUGCUUUGAAUGUUGAGUAUAUUGUCAUCGUCAACGGUGGUCAUCUUCAAGUCGGAACAGAAUCAACUCCAUUUCAACAUCGUGGUAUUAUCACUAUGUAUGGACACUUGCGAUCGAUCGAAUUACCUAUUUUUGGUGCCAAAGUGUUGGCUUUGCGUGAGGGAACAGUGGACAUGCACGGAAUGCCUACUGUUCGAACUUGGACACAACUUGGAACGACAGCUAGUAAUGGUUCAACAACAAUUACUCUUCUUCAACCUAUCGAUUGGAAUGUUGAUAGUCAAAUCGUUAUCGCAACUACGGGUGAUCGUUUCAGUCAGAAAGAAAGUGAAAUCCGGCGAAUUGUGAAUAUCUCAUCGGAUGGACUUACAUUAACCUUGGACAUACCAUUGAAAUAUACCCAUUUGGGCGUUAUACAAACGUUGAAUUCAACAACCAUCGAAAUUCGCGGUGAAGUUGGUCUUCUUUCGCACAAUGUCGUCUUCCAAGGUUCAAUUACCGAAACAUGGGAUGAAACCAUAGAAGAAUGUCCGGCUGGAUUCAAUCCGGUAGCUGGUAUCACCCAUUAUGGUUAUUGGUAUCGAUUGAGUAAUAAAACUGAAGGACUUUCACUUCUCACAAAUCCCAACUAUUGUCCUAAUCGACAGCCUUUCGGUCGCUUCUACAAUAAUAGUGUACACAGUACAGGUCGAUUUGGAGUCUGGAUCUAUCCUGAAUAUGCUCCCACUAUCUCAGGUGAUUGUAACGAUAUGCAACCGUCACAAGCGAUACUCGAAGGCUUGGUAUCGUGGAAAAAUAAUAAAGGCAUUGAGCUAGUCAUGACUCGCACAACACAAAUCAAGAAUGCAGUAGUCUUUGACAAUGCGGAUAUAGGUGUCGCCUACAUCACAGCUGUUGGCCAUCAAGAAACCAAUCCACCGUAUCUGCGCGCAACAUUCUAUGAUACUGAUAAUGGCUCAUCAGUGAUUGAUAGUAUAAUUAUCGGCGAUGCGGGUAUCUCCUCCACGCCAAUUGUACCAUCCACUGCAGGUCUUGUAGUCAUGUGGGACCGUGGUCUUCAUGUUCGCAAUGUUGCUUUUAUCAAUUUUCCAAGCAAUGAGACACGUGCUAUAGUCGGACCGAUCAUCCUUGGCCGAUGUACUGAUCGUUGUGGAGGUUGGCUAACAAAGUUCUCCAACAUGUCCUUUAUAAAUGUUUCUAUUCGUGGCAAAUUUCGAUGGGAAUACGAUGCUCUAUAUCAUGAUGAGGAUGGUACUUUGGGUGGACAAUCCGAUUCAGUAAUAAUGGCACCCGAUGGCAUCACAAAUGCAUCAUCGACAUGCACACUAGUACCCAACUUCGAAAAUGCUAUUCAAUGUCCUCUAUCAGAAGUUGAAAACCCAUCAACAGCUAAUACAAGCAUCGAUAUAGAAAUAUCAUUUCAAGUUUACACAUGUCCGUGCAACAACUGUGGAUGCCCAACAACUACAACUACAACGGCCACCACAGCUACAACAACAACGGAGACAACGACAACGACUACAUCAGCUACAACGACAACGACAACAUCAGCUACAACAACUACGACAACAUCAGCUACAACAACCACAGCUACAACAGCCACAACAACCACAGCUACAACAGCCACUACAACUACAGAGACAACAGCCACAUCUACUAUUUAUCUACCCCCAAUACAACCCGUUGAUGAAUUACCAUCAAAUCCGCAACUGGGAGGUAAUUAUGUAAUGUAUGUUGAUAGCAUCUUCAUUAAUGGUGGCCGAUUGAUUGCUGGUAAAUAUCUUAGCGCUGAAGAAAUGGUAGUCAUUUUUUGUGAAUUUCUGACAGGUUUACCCAACGCUCCAUUCAAUGGUAGUGUCGAUAUUAUUUUGAGAUAUACUGGUCCAGUUACUAUGCAAUUGCCUUGGAAUUUCCCUGUGAAAGAGUCACGAACUAUUGGCGUUCUGGGUGGCCUUGAUUUACAUGGUAGGUCACGUGGAAUUACUUGGACACGUCUUGCUGUGACCGCUAUGUCGGGUCAAACUGUCAUAAUCUUGCGCGAACCAGUCAGUUGGGUUGUCGGCGAUGAAAUUAUCAUAACAACCACAGAUACAAGCAUUUCUCACACUGAACGACAUCGCAUCAUCAAUAUUGAAAAUGCGACGAUAAUACAUACUGAAGUACCAUUAGCAUAUAGUCAUCUCGUUAUUCAACAUGCAUUAGCUAAUGGACAAACGAUUAGUGUGGCCGCUGCAGUUGGAUUAUUGACACGUAACAUACGCGUAAUUAAUCAAUACCAAGGAUCUAGUCUAUCUGGAUUCCGAAUUUUGAUCACUGACUAUCGAACAGAUGUGUUACAUAUUUACUCCAAUACCAUGUACAAUGCAUACUAUAAAGGUUAUGCUCGAUUAUCGAAUACGCAAUUUAUCGGCUUCGGACAGUUGAAUGAUGGUUAUUAUAGUGAUCAGCAAUCAGGUAUUUAUAUAAAUCAUCUCGGUGAUUAUAAUUCAAGCAGAGCUACUUUCAUCGAUGCUUGUUCGUUCGAUGGUGGAUUUAAUGCAGCUAUUGGUAUGCGGACCACGAAUGGUAUACCAAUUACAAACAAUGUUAUAUACAACACAUAUCGAUCAGGCAUUGUUGUGACUGGAAUGAACAAUGUCGUUCAAAAUAAUCUCGUCACAACUGUCUACUGGGUGGGUACAGGCCAAGAUCCAUCAGUUGCCCAAUUUAGUUCGAAUUAUGAUGGUGCAAUUAUGGCUCGUGAUGCUAUCAGUAAUAAUUUGGUUGCCGGCGUUGAACGUUUGGCCUAUCGUAUCCCUGGUGAAUCAUGUGGAGGUCAAGAUAUUUAUAUUCCACCGAAUAUAAUCAAUGAAUAUUCGAACAAUGAAGCACAUUCGGCCAUGUCCGGCGUCAACCUUUGGCCGUCAGACAAAGGACAUACACGUUUUCGCUUGCUCAAUGCUGAUUCUACAAUAAAAUGUGUUUUGGCUCUUCACUACGAUUCAUUACAACAAAUCGAUGUCUAUGCCAACACGAUGUACAUACCGCCAACUAAUAGAGAUCUUCGAGCGCCUGGUCUCAUGUUACUUGAUCAACCAAAUAAUGUCACAUUAUUGUCACCACCUGGAAGCAACUACUUUGAUAGUCGUAUUCGUCGUCAAGCAUCGUCUGUUUUGUUACCCAUAAAAUUGCAGAUUGAACUGCGGGAUGAACCUCGCACCAGUUCGAUUGCCUCGACUGGAAUUCGAGCAGAAAUUCUAUCGAAUAUUGCUUCGACUAUCAUCAAUCGUUAUCAAGCAGGUGAAUUACAAGUGGCAUGGAGAAAUCUCAAUGUAACAAAUGGUAGUUUCCCAUCUGUCUUGAGUACACAAGAACCAUUUGAUAACUCAUCAGUUGAACUGAGUAUCAUCAAUCGACUUUUACUUGUCUUGCCACCGAGAGACUGCCGGCAGCAGAGUCCGUGUACGUUUCAACCAGUGCUCGUAGCAUACGAUGUAGCAGGAAAUGUCAUUCAAAAGUUAGGCUCAAACGAGCGACCAUGGCAAGUGAAAGCUACUGUCGUAGGUCGGCCAAAUCUAAUUUUGCCGGGUGGUACAGCCAAUUAUUCUGAUGGACAAACACAGUACAUUCUAUUCGGUCUUCCAGAUAUCGGUACUCAACAAGUUCAAUUUACUCUGAUUCAACCAGAUGGUGUUAACAGUUCAUUCUUAGCGACAACAAACCUGAGUGUUCAAGCUGCGUCUGUCUCUGUGACACAAGCAGUUCUAGCUGGUCAGCAAGUGAAAAAUGUCUAUGUUGUCAAUGUCAAUGAAACAUUUAGUAUCGCUGUCAUGCCAGUUGAUAGUGUUACUCAACUACGUCUCGGACAAAUUCAAUGGGGAAGUAGUGUGGGCGCGAUUGUUCAGGUCGACUCAGAAAAUACAAAUAUAUCAAAAGCAGUAACAAGCAUGUUAGCGGAUCCAAAUGCCAUACCGCGUUUAAGUCUUAUAAUGGUAAAUAUCAAUGGUCGUUCGUACUCGCGCUCGUCUUCGUCGAGUAAUGAUGCAGCGAGUAAUGCCGAUAAUUCGAAUAGUAACACCUUAAUUGUCGGUCUCGUGGUUGGUCUAGUUGGUGGUCUAUUACUUGUAAUCGGCGUCGUUUGGGGUUAUAAAGCACGUGAACGAAUGCUUACUCGUCAUCGUCUUGGAGUAGGAGAAACCGAUGAAGACAGACUGACAGGAAUUGAUGAAAAUUGUGUCGCAUCACCGAGACUUGAUAAACCCAUAAGUGUACCAAAUUUGGAACCAAUUGAGUUCUCUCGAGUGUCUACUAUCCCACCGCCAUCCAAUGGAAUGCAUUCGACUCAACUCUUCAAUCAAGCCGAACUGCAGUCGGCUGCAUGUAAUCUUAACUUGCAUAAUUUCAACAAAGCUGAGGAGUUAGUUCCAUCGUCCGCAAUAGAAUUGAUUGCAUUCGAUUGA
This is a messenger RNA of Rotaria sp. Silwood1, 4767 nucleotides long. Lineage: Eukaryota; Metazoa; Rotifera; Eurotatoria; Philodinida; Philodinidae. The record is from the annotation of a GenBank genome assembly.